Exophiala dermatitidis NIH/UT8656 is the source of this 1275-nucleotide messenger RNA. Its product is annotated as major histocompatibility complex, class I. Gene Ontology annotation, cellular component: membrane. Lineage: Eukaryota; Fungi; Ascomycota; Eurotiomycetes; Chaetothyriales; Herpotrichiellaceae. The transcript is spliced from 2 exons. Gene Ontology annotation, biological process: intracellular zinc ion homeostasis; zinc ion transmembrane transport. The record is from RefSeq and is a predicted model, not a curated record. The coding region runs from base 1 to 1275 and encodes 424 amino acids. Gene Ontology annotation, molecular function: zinc ion transmembrane transporter activity.
AUGGCAUCCACGAUGCUGAGACCAUCCGGAAUGGUCAAAUAUGCACUAUACGCCCUAUUUCUCGGCCUAGCAGUCUCCGUCUGCGCAGAGACCAUCCUGAGCAAGGAGAAGGAUAUAAGCCUGCUGACGCCGGACGAGAUUGAAGAAAGGCUUCAGCAAUGUGCCUUCGUCCAAAACCUAUCCGAGCACAAAGUCAAGAACACUCCGCCUCACGCAUCCCUGACGACAAAACUAUUCGCCGUGCUGUUCCCAUCCUCCUCUCCAGCCAUCAACGCCCUCCUCGCCACCGCAUACAUUUCGGGCCCGCCAAAUUUCCUAUUGGCCCUAUGUCCACCGAACAUCGACCCAUCGUCACUGAGCGUCAUGGUCGCAUUCGCCGUAGGCGGACUGUUAGGCGAUACCCUGUUCCACCUCCUGCCGGAGAUCUUUCUGGGCGAAGAUGAACCAGACCGAGCCAAAUUCGUUCUUGUCGAGCCGAAUCGCAACUUACUGCUGGGCGUGGGAAUCAUCGUUGGCCUCGUGACGUUUAUGGCCAUGGACAAGGCGUUGCGGAUUGCAACGGGCGGGAGUGGUGGCCAUUCCCAUUCGCAUUCCCAUGAGCACAGUACAAGCUCUGACAAUAAGGCCAAUGGCGUAUCGACAUCCACAUCCACAUCCACUACCAGCAACGCGGAGCUACGCAAGCGAAAGACCGACAAGAACGAAAAAAAUAUUGUUGAUACAACAGCUAGCACUAGCCCCGAAAAUCCAUCAGUCAGGCUCGCCGGCCUAUUGAACCUAAUCGCCGAUUUCACCCACAACAUCACCGACGGGCUGGCCCUGUCGUCCAGUUUUUAUGCAUCUCCCGCCCUCGGAGCUACAACGACCAUGGCCGUGUUUUUCCACGAAAUCCCCCACGAGGUAGGCGACUUUGCGCUCCUGAUCCAGUCUGGGUUCUCGAAACGGAAGGCCAUGGGCGCGCAAUUUGUCACGGCCGCAGGGGCGUUUUUGGGCACGUGUAUCGGUAUUUUCGUGCAGGAGUAUGGUGGCAAUGGCAAUGGCAAUUCGGACGGUGCGGCUGCCGUCAGCCGGGGAAUCUGGGGUACCAGUCUACAGUGGGGAGAUAUGUUGCUACCGUUUACGGCGGGGACGUUUUUGUACGUCGGGACAGUGGCUGUUAUUCCGGAGUUGUUGGAGACCGGGCCGAAUAAGGGCCAAGAACUGAAAAAGACGGCACUGCAGUUUGGUGCAAUGUUCGUUGGGGCUGCCAUCAUGUUGGGCAUUUCGUGGUCUUAG